CAGUCUCGAACGAUUGUAUGUCGUGUCGGAGAAUUUAUUUAUUUAUUUCUGAAAAAUAUUAGUUGCAAAAUCCAAAUUCCAAGUGCCAUUUAAAUUAGCUAGUGAAUCAUUAUCACAAUGGCGGGUCACGACGGAAACGAAGGUUUGCCAUCCCAAAGCGUCAUGUAUUCUCAAUUGCAGCCGUGGAGCCAGGCUGGCGCCCCGCCAUGCAUGGAGCCCAUUAGUGGGUCGACGGUGCCAUCUCGAGUGGCCGCCUCCUAUGCGACGACGCAGCGGCAUCCGUGGCGACCCAAGAUGGCAUUCGAGAUGAUCGAAGUGAAGCACAUGCCCGAGCAGCCGGUGACCAAUCAGAUGACGCAGCCGUGCUUUGUGCCGCAAGGCAUGAAAACGGAGGGCAUGAUAUUUCCAAAUCUCGUCACUGGCUUCGAGCGCAAUCCCCAACAUGCGGCACGCGCCGCACUCUAUACGCGCUACACCAACAACGAGUGGCAAAACAACAACCUCAGCAUCUAUGGCGAGUCUGACACGAAUCGCAACAUGUCGGAGCGCAUGCGUAAUGAUGCAGUUCGUCUGAUGCGAGAGACAGAUGAAACGGCGUCGAUGGGCCAGCGGGAUGCGGGACGCCGCUUGGGCGAGCGCAUUACUGAUUUGACGUUUUGGCGCAACGAGCUGAACGCUGAGCUGGAGAAGCUCAUCAGCGAAAUGUCCGACAUCAAUGACUUGCAGCGGCAGUGCAGCAAAGCGAUGCUGGAUCUGGAGAUUCCGCUGCACAUUGCACAAGAGUGCCUGUUCCAUCGCGAGGGCCGUCAGGGCAUGGAACUAGUGCACGACAUUGUGGAGAAGGCGCUGCUGCUGGAGAUCAACCAUUUGCGCAAUUCGCGUGACCGUCUCAGCGGGCUGCACGAGAAGAUUGCCAAGCAGGCCAUCGAUUGCCGUGGCGCCCAGCAUCUGCUGGAGAUUGAUGUCACGCAAAAGGAGUCCACAAUGGGCAUCGACUCGAUGUGCCAUCGCUUGAACAACUAUAGCCGUGGCAUCACCUACUACGGUGGCAUUGAGAAGUACGAUCCGACUGUCAGCACACAGGAUUCCUGGGCACUUGCCAGCAGCGAGCACGUGAAGCGAUCUCAGGCAGAGCGGGCUAAGCUGUCGCAGCUACGCAGCGAUUCUCAGAAUGUGGUCAAUGCUGUGGCUGCUUCCGUCUGGGACUUCUGGAAUAAUACGAACAAUGCGCUGGAUAGACGAGCACAGGAAAUGGCCGGCGCCAAGAGUCGCGUUCAAAUGCAUCUACAAAAGGUCCAACAGGAACUGUUCGAUAUGGAGAAGCACCUGUUUCUCUUGCAGAAGGCCAUACAGGACAAGUCGAAUCCACUUAAGGUCGCCCAGACACGUCUCGAGGCUCGGUCCCAUCGCGAGGGCAUGGAGCUGUGCAAGGAUACGGCUCAUGAUCGUCUCGUGAUGGAGGUGCAGGACUUGCAGAACACCGUUGAUGUGCUACAUCAUAAGCUGCAAGAGGCGGAGGCCACUCAUCAAUCGCUGCUCAAGACGCGCUGCAUGCUGGAAGAGGAUUUGCGCAAUAAAGUGAACGCUUUGUUUAUCGAUCGUGAGAAGUGCAUGAGCUUGCGGCGCUCUUUCCCCAUAACUAACUUAAUUAAAUAUUGAAAUGCGUGUUUCAUAUCUUUUGUCAAUUUAAAAUUUUACCACAUAGUCCCUAUGUCGAGUGUAGUCCUUAAAUACAAAAUAUCUGUGCAUAAUUAA
Messenger RNA from Drosophila arizonae, 1755 nucleotides. RefSeq names its product tektin-3. The record is from RefSeq and is a predicted model, not a curated record. Gene Ontology annotation, biological process: cilium movement involved in cell motility; cilium assembly. Lineage: Eukaryota; Metazoa; Arthropoda; Insecta; Diptera; Drosophilidae. Gene Ontology annotation, cellular component: microtubule cytoskeleton; nucleus.